Messenger RNA from Aspergillus melleus, 792 nucleotides. RefSeq lists its product as uncharacterized. Bases 1 to 792 code for a protein of 263 amino acids. The transcript has a single exon. Lineage: Eukaryota; Fungi; Ascomycota; Eurotiomycetes; Eurotiales; Aspergillaceae. The record is from RefSeq and is a predicted model, not a curated record.
AUGUCUGGCAUUCUACACAAGGUCAAGGAGGCUGUGACCCAUCAUCAUCACCAUGAUACCUCGCACAAGGGUAACAAAGGCCACGCCGAAACCCCCACUACCACCCAAACUCAAGGCCCUCACUCCAGUAACGUCGCCAACAAAGCCGACCCGCGUGUAGACAGCGACCUCGACGGACGCGGUGCCAACCAUACCACCACCACCACCUCCUCCUCCGGCCCUUACCUUCACGGCGCAGGCAGUCCCAACGACAAGCCCACCUACAACAGGGCCUGGACCGGCGACUCCGACGGCAUCUCCCCGCGAACCAGCACCGUCAACACCAACACCAACGCCUACGACGCACCGGCCACCCAAGACUACAGCACCGGUCCCGCCUCAUCCACCGCCGGACCUCACUCCAGCAAUGUGGCCAACAAAGCAGACCCGCGCGUGGACAGCGACUUAUCAAGCGCCAAGGCGAAGGAAGACACCAGCCGGUUCUACGAUGAGGUACACAAGGGAAGCAUCGGCGGUGCCGGCAUCAUCCAUGCGUCGGGAAGCAAUGGCCCGACCACCACCAAGACCUUUGAUCCCCAUGCCUGUCUCCCUGGCGGUGACACCAGCGGCGGCGCUCAUGCUGCUGCUCCUCAGAUCCACUCUUCUUCGGCAGCGGGCAGCAGCUACAAUACCCCUGGCAACGGCAGUGCCUCGCACACUGCCGGGCCCUAUGACAGCGAUGUCGCUAACAAGGUGGACCCCAGAGUGGACUCUGAUCUGGAUGGCUCUUGUCCUGUGGGUGCCCAGCGUUAG